This is a messenger RNA of Bursaphelenchus okinawaensis, 389 nucleotides long. The record is from the annotation of a GenBank genome assembly. Lineage: Eukaryota; Metazoa; Nematoda; Chromadorea; Rhabditida; Aphelenchoididae.
AUGUCCGCCUUUGACGCCAUGGACGUCGACGUUUUGGAGGCUGUUAAGCUUCCGUUCAGAGCCGAAGUGCCUCCACCCAGGGCUCACCUCAGAUUUGAGCCCUCACCGGCUCGUCAACCAAGAAAAGAAAGAUUGGUCCCAGUGCCAAUCGACAGAUUCGAUCUCCGGGUCGAAUUAUUCAAAUAUAGGCUGAAAAAAGCCGAAGAAAGGGUCCUUGAAAUGGACAUUGUAAGUUUUUUUGUACUUAUAAAUACUAACAUUUAUCAUAAACAUUGACAUUUAUUUAUCUAUCAGUGGUCUAAACUAAAGCGCAAUACCUGUUUAACUUACCUUUAUUCCAGGACAAUCAGGUCAAACGGCCGGAGCUAAGAAAAAAUGAGGUUCUCUGA